AUGCAACAGGCGGCGGCGCAGGUUCAGCGGCGACUGCGGGAAGAGGAGCAGCGGCUACGGGUCCACCUGCGCCAGCUCCAGGCCAACUUUGAGGAGAAGAUGAGACAACGGCAGGCGGACAUGCACCGCCAGAUAACGAGCGAGGCCGACGACAUGAAGCGAAGGUCCGUGCUCACCCCACAGCUGACGUUGGUUGAGUUGACCAGACACCAAAAAGAGGGGGAAGAGUUCAGACAGAAGAUGGAACGGGAGAAGGUGGCGUUCGAACAGAGCAUGCGCUCUCAAGCGUUCACUUUGGGCAUGGGCGGGAUCAUGGAGCGCGUAGCGGCAAAGACCAAGGAGGGCAUGGAGGCCUACCAAGUGCUCGCCCAGCGGCACAUCCAAGAGGGCCUCGCGUUUCAACAGGCCACGGGGGCUCGUAUCGCCAAGGCUGUGGAGGAGUUCAAAAGGGAGCAGGCCCAAGCCGCCAAGGACAUACAGAGCAAGGUGGAAGAGCUCCAGAAGGAAAUCCAACGGACGGUCGAACGGGAGAAGGAGCAGCUGUUCGAUCCCGACCCGCGCUUCGCCCACUGCCAACUCACCGACGAGCAGAAGCGGCACUUCAUCUCGCAGGGCUUCGUUCACGUGCCAGGGGUUGUCCCACCAGAGUUACUCCAAGAGGCGCUCAAGCUCAUCAAUUUCGAGCUGAGCAAGGGGUUCCGACCGGAGGAGCUCCUCGCCUUCCGCAGACCGCACGUCGAGGGCGGUUGGCAGAUCACGGACUUGCUCUACAAGACGGCCGCGCUGCCGCUGGCCCAGAGCUUGAUCGGCAAAACACACCCGGGCUUCGGCGGCCAGAUCGCCCUGAGGUUUCCGGGCUUCAGCUGCAUUCCCUCGGGCGACGUCCCUUGGCUCGGCUCCGCCACGUCCUUUGUGUACCCCGAGGGCUGGCACCAGGGCUGGCACAUCGACGGCCUGCACUCUCCUUUCAGCGGAGUGCCGCGCGGUCAGGUGCACAAUUUCACCAUCCUGCUAGGCGUCCUGCUGGGCGACGUGCCAGAGCCAAUGAGCGGCAACCUGACCGUCUUCCCCGGCGGCCACCUGGCGCUGCAGAACCACUUCCGCAAGGAGGGCACCCAGGCCAUCCACAACGAAGGGGACAAGGGCAUCCCGCGAGACCGUCUCGCUCUCGCGCCUCCGCACCAGAUCCGGGGUAAGGCCGGCGACAUCGUGCUCGCCCACUACUGCAUGCCGCACACCGUGGCGCCCAAUGUGUCGCCCAACAUCCGCUACGCGGUGUACUUCCGGCUAUCGAGCGUGGCCCACACGCCGGGCACGUUCAGGAAGGAGGCCCUCACCGACAUCUGGCUCGACUACGUGCCCCUCCGGCCCCUACUCGGCCGCCCCGCCCCGCAGCCCUGA
Messenger RNA from Acanthamoeba castellanii str. Neff, 1401 nucleotides. Its product is annotated as Phytanoyl-CoA dioxygenase. Bases 1 to 1401 code for a protein of 466 amino acids. The transcript has 15 exons. Lineage: Eukaryota; Discosea; Longamoebia; Acanthamoebidae. The record is from RefSeq and is a predicted model, not a curated record.